CGAUGCCUCUUUGUGAUAGGUUUGCAAUAUAGUGACAUCCCAGAAUUCGAUCCUGACACAUUUUGAUGGCAUUAUCUUGCUACACUGAAGCUCCAGAAAGCAACAGAAUUUGUAUGAAAUGAGGUGGACGGUUUAAACGCUACGGACUGUCACGUUGUCACACCAGUGACAGUUGCAAUCCUAAUCAACAGGAUGGGUCUCUAUGAUUCCUAUGCAAGCUCACACGGGUGAAUGAGUUUUUGGAGGUUGUCUAUGAAGAGGGAUUACUCUGAAUGAAAAGGUGGGGGGAAAAUUAUGUGCACGGUGCUAAUAAUUAUGAUUACAGGAUGUCAAAUUGGAGUGUUUUUUCUCAUGAAGUAGAGGUGAAAUUGAAAAUCGCCGGAUGAUGUUCACAGACAUUUCAGACUGAGAAGCUGGAAUGGAUCAAUACAUCUCUAAACUGUCUCCUGCUGUUGAUUAUGGUGCGGGGACGUUCUUGCUGGUGGUUGCCUUCCUCUCUAUCCUGGGCAACGCAGCCGUCCUGGUUGCAGCCGCUUGGCGUCACAGUGUUCUGAAAGCUCCUGAGCUCCUCACGGUCAAUCUGGCCGUGACUGACAUUGGUAUGGCUCUCAGCAUGUACCCACUCUCAAUCGCCUCUGCCUUCAACCACACCUGGAUUGGAGGUGACCUUUCCUGCCUGUAUUAUGGCCUGAUGGGUAUGAUCUUCAGCGUGGCCAGCAUCAUGACUCUGGCCGCCAUGGGGUUAGUGAGAUACCUGGUGACCGGAAACCCUCCAAAAUCAGGAAGCAAGUUUCGGAGAAAAACUAUAAGUAUAUUGAUUGGUGUCAUCUGGCUUUAUUCACUGCUGUGGGCAGUGUUUCCUCUGCUGGGAUGGGGCGGAUACGGGCCGGAACCCUACGGUUUGGCCUGCUCUGUGGACUGGGCCGGGUACCAGCACUCCUUAAACGGCUCUUCAUUCAUUAUGUCUUUGGCCAUCCUGUGCACCCUGAUCCCAUGUGGAGUCAUCCUGUUCUCCUACACUGGCAUCGCCUGGAAGCUCCACAAGGCUUAUCAGUCCAUCCAGAGCAAUGAUAACCUGCCCAACUCAGGAGCUGUUGAAAGAAAAGUAACUAUGAUGGGCAUCCUGAUCAGCGCUGGCUUUAUUGUGUCCUGGACGCCCUAUGUGUUCAUCAGUCUCUGGACCAUGUUUCACGCCGAGGGCAAAGACAGCGUGGCGCCCAUUGUCAGCUUGCUACCCUGCCUCUUCGCAAAAUGCUCAACGGUGUACAACCCUUUUGUCUACUACAUUUUCCGCAAAUCUUUCCGCAGAGAGCUACGGCAGAUCCGGAUAUGUUGUUACCGAGGCUGCUGGGAUGCUGUGAGCAAAAUGACAGGAGGAGAGCGCUCAGAGGAAAAUAGCAGGGCACAAAAAACAGCAGAAGAGUAAAAGCACAAUAGCAGAGGUCUCCACUAAAAAUAUAUAGACAGGUGAAGAGAGGAGCUCCAAUGAAUGAGUAAAAAGAAAAUAAGGUUGGAGGAUGCUUUGCAGCCUAGAAACACUUGGUCUUGAUGUGCUAAUGCAUCUUCAAGAGCAUUAAGUCUGUGUCUACAGAAGAGCAUUGCAUUAAUGUAGGGCACACAAAGAAAAAAUAUUUUAAACUAUUGGAAAUAUUUCAUAUGGCUACAUUCCUGUAUACAGGCCAGAUAUUCUCAGGGUAUUCUCUGUCCCAAAGGCUGCCGGUAUGCAGAUAUUCCCUCGUGUUCUCUGUUCACUGACAAUCCCAUGUUUAUUUGUUUGAGUAAUGUCUUAUUCGUUUGUCCUUUUCUUUCAUUGCUGUCAGACCUUUUCACUUUCAUCAGAUUAUUGUGAGAUUAAAGCUAUUGAAAUCCUUUAAAAGAUGAAUGCUUUAUGAAGAAGAUAGAAUGGUUGUUUGUUUGAUUGAUUUAUCAAUCAUGAUGAGGAUUUUUUGCAAAACUUUCUUACAUUGAUUUUAUGUCUUAGAAUGUUUUCCAUCGAACCUGUUUUUCAUUAAAACCAUUUUCCGCACUGUUUUGUUAUACUUCCUCCUGUUCUUUUUCUUCUUCACUAAUUGUUGUGAAUCUUUCUUUAUAAUGCAUCCAAAGCUGCAUUUACUAGUGAAAGGGGCUGAUCA
Molecule: messenger RNA, 2132 nt
Organism: Megalobrama amblycephala (Wuchang bream)
Lineage: Eukaryota; Metazoa; Chordata; Actinopteri; Cypriniformes; Xenocyprididae
Gene: opn8a
Product: opsin 8, group member a
Exons: 4
Coding region: 419-1426 (335 amino acids)
Biological process (GO): G protein-coupled receptor signaling pathway
Cellular component (GO): membrane
Molecular function (GO): G protein-coupled receptor activity
Source: RefSeq, a predicted model, not a curated record